Molecule: messenger RNA, 1533 nt
Organism: Vombatus ursinus (common wombat)
Lineage: Eukaryota; Metazoa; Chordata; Mammalia; Diprotodontia; Vombatidae
Gene: TNFSF12
Product: TNF superfamily member 12
Exons: 7
Coding region: 69-806 (245 amino acids)
Biological process (GO): immune response
Cellular component (GO): membrane
Molecular function (GO): receptor ligand activity; tumor necrosis factor receptor binding
Source: RefSeq, a predicted model, not a curated record
UCCCCUCCCCCAUUCCCUCCGGUCCUGAUGGGGGGGGGCGCUGUGAAGCACAGCCCCCCCCCACCCCCAUGGCCACCCGUAGGAGCCAGAGGCGGAAAGGGAGAAGAGGGGAGCUGGGCACCGCCCUGCUACCCACCCUGGUCCUGGCCCUGGGCCUCUCUCUUGCCUGUUUCGGCCUCCUGCUAGUGGUUAUCAGCUUGGGGACCCAGGCAUCCCCAUUCUCCCAGGACCCAGCCCAGCAAGAGAUGGUGGAGAAGGAGGCUGAGGCAGUGAUGCAAAUGAUUUCCCAAAGCCAGAAUCUAGCUCCUACCCUGAAGAGAAGAGUACGCUUUCCCCGUGCUGUGAAGGGUCAUAAAGCUCGGACUCGAAAAGUGAAUGCAGCCCACUAUGAAGUUCGUGCAAAAGCAGGGCUGGAUGGAGCUCAGGCUGGUAUGGAUGGGACAGUGAGUGGCUGGGAGGAGGCCAAGAUCAACAGCACCAAUCCACUGAGCUAUGAUGCCAAGAAUGCAGAAUUUACAGUUACCAGGGCUGGCCUCUACUACCUGUACUGUCAGGUACACUUUGAUGAGGGGAAGGCUGUAUACCUGAAGCUGGACUUGCUUGUGGAUGGUUCCUUGGCUCUGCGCUGCCUGGAAGAGUUCUCAGCCACAGCAGCCAGCUCCCCAGGCCCACAACUCAGGCUCUGCCAGGUGUCAGGGCUACUGCUCCUACGGCCAGGAGUCUCCCUGAAGAUCCGCACUCUCCCCUUGGCACACCUCAAGGCUGCCCCCUUCCUUACCUACUUUGGACUCUUCCAAGUGCAGUGAUGCUCCUCAACCCCAAAACUGCUUUCCUAGACUCCAGGCAAAGCUCUGUCCAUCCUUCUUCUUGCUCCUCCCCCAAAUAACACUGUUCCUCCCUUUUAUCAGGCCCUACAACUUUGUCUUUCCCUCCCCCAAUUCCUCACAGCAGUGCUCCUCCUAACCCUAACUUCUUAUAACUCAGACCCUCCCAUCUCCAGGCUUUUAUGAAUUUAAUUUGCUCCUGUCUCCUUAUCAGUUACCCCCAAAGCACUCCCAAUAUUUCUUCUACCACACUUGAUCUCCUUUGGCUUUUCCCCCUCUCCAUGACCCCUUUCCCUCCAUACCUCUACUGCUCAGUUCUGGUCCUCAGUUACCCCACUAACUUUAAUUGUUCCCCCUGCCCCUCCCCCUUGCUCCUACCACUCAGUUCCAGUCCUGGGUCCCUCAAUCUUCUAUCCUACUUUGCCUUCCUUGUGGAGGCAAUGUGUUUGGAAAAUCCUAAAUGCCUGGAUGGGGCCCUGGAAGACCUACUUCUCACGCAGGGGUACUGGACCUGAAAAGCAGAGAGACUUGGGUGGGGUGCGGGGAAGCUAAGGAGACUUGUGGGGAGGUAGGGUGGGUUCCAAAAUUGAGGGGUAGAAGAUGAAGAUUAUUCUCUUCCCUGCUAAAAUCCCUGUGGAUUUUUAAAAAGAUAUUUUUAUUAUUAUUGAAAUGAAUUGUUGGUAAUGGAUAUUAAAAAGGUAAAGUGACA